Geosmithia morbida is the source of this 1938-nucleotide messenger RNA. Its product is annotated as ATP-binding cassette, subfamily B (MDR/TAP), member 1. NCBI's taxonomy places the organism in Eukaryota, Fungi, Ascomycota, Sordariomycetes, Hypocreales, Bionectriaceae. Gene Ontology annotation, molecular function: ABC-type transporter activity; ATP hydrolysis activity; ATP binding. Gene Ontology annotation, biological process: transmembrane transport. The record is from RefSeq and is a predicted model, not a curated record. Gene Ontology annotation, cellular component: membrane. Bases 1 to 1938 code for a protein of 645 amino acids. The transcript has 6 exons.
AUGCAGCACGUCCAGGAACCUGCCCGCCUCGUCUUUGCCCACGACUUCAUCCCUGACCUCCCAAACGGCUACGGCACUGACAUCGGCCAGCACGGUAGUCUGCUGUCCGGUGGCCAAAAGCAGCGCGUGGCCAUUGCACGCGCAGCGGUGUCUCGGCCCAGCGUCCUCCUCCUUGACGAGGCGACCAGCUCUUUGGAUCCUCACGCCGAGGGUGUCGUCCAGCAAGCUCUGGACCUUGCUUCUGAGGGCCGCACCGCCAUUGUCAUCGCUCACAAGCUUGCCACUAUUCACAAGGCUGACAGCAUUGUCUUCAUUACCAAAGGCCGCAUUGCCGAGCAGGGAACCCACGAUGACCUCAUGACCAAGGAAAAUGGUGCCUAUACCUGCCUUGUCAAGAUCCAGAACCUCACCAUUCCCGGCGAGAACCCGCAAGAGGGUGGGAUCACUUAUGCCGACGGCGACUCUAUUGCGGAGGCAAGAAAUGACCUUACCGAGGCGGCCGAGAUCUUAAGCAGGUACCCCAUACUGGUGUGCGAGCAUCUCAAUGCCCAGAGGGACCGCGGCAAUUGCGAAAAGCACAGGCAGAUGUCGUUCCCGGUGGCCCUCUGGCAUCUGUUCAGGAGUAGCCCGGCACUUGGUUGGGUGUACUUUUGCCUCAUUCCGUCCUGCGUUGCAGCUGCUGGCGCCUCGGUCGGACAAGCUAUCCUGACUGCCAAGACAACUGACGUCUUCACACUAUCGGGAGAUGCCAUGACGGACAGGGGUGACUUCUUCGCCACAAUGUUCAUAGCGCUAGCCGGAGGCUGCGUGCUAGUCCACUUUGCCCUGAGCAUGAUGGCCAACAUUUUCUUUGACAAGCCCGAGAACAAUGUCGGCGCGCUGACGGGCAGGCUGGACAGCAACCCGCAGUCGAUCCUAGAGCUGAUGGGCUUCAAUAUCGGUCUCAUCAUGAUCUGCGUCGUCAACGUCGUAACCUACAGUAUCCUGUCCAUCGUUCACAGCUGGACGAUCGGUGUCGUCAUUGUGUUUGCUGCGCGACCAGCGGAUCCAUUUGCCUCCGAGUCCAUAUUGGCCAUACGCACCGUGUCGUCUCUGGCCAUUGAGGAUCUCAUACUCAACAAGUACAUGGAGCAGCUGGCCACUACGGUCAACAACCCAACCAAGCCCAUGGCGGCUAUGGUGGUGUGCUUUGCUUUGACGCAGGGCACGGAGUACUGGUUCCACGCUCUUGAUUUCUGGCACGGCUGCCGCCUCCUCAGCACCGGUGAUGUCACCAUGCACAGCUUUCAUCCCACGAUCUGCGAGACACCAGAAACCCAAGAUAGCUGCCCGAGGUUGGGAGACCCUAUUUCUCUGGAAGAUGUGCGCUUCUCGUACCCGCUGCGACCGGAUGCACCUGUGCUGGAGGGUGUAGACUUGGAGUUUGAAAAGGGCCAAUUCGCCGCCUUUGUAGGUGCCUCUGGUUGUGGCAAGUCCACCAUGAUUGCCAUGCUGGAGCGCUUCUACGACCCAUCGACCGCCAACAUCAACGUCGACGGCUCCAACCUGUCCGAUCUCAACCCACUCAAGUACCGACGAAUCGUGUCGCUGGUUCAGCAGGAGCCGACCUUUUCCCAGGGCACAAUCCGGGAGAACAUUGCUCUAGGGCUCGAGGGCGGCACCACGACCGCCGAGGCCAGCAAGACUGUUUCAGACGCCCAGGUCGAAGCCGCUCUUCGCGCCUCCAAUACUGAGGAUUUUGUAUCAUCGCUGCCGGAUGGUAUGGACACGGCCACGGGCUCGAACGGUACUCAACUGUCUGGUGGACAGAAGCAGCGCUUCGCCAUCGCCCGAUCGCUCAUCCGCAGCCCAAAGAUCCUCCUUCUUGACAAGGCCACUAGCGCCCUCGACACCGAGAGCGAGGAAGAAAGUUCAGGUUGUGCUAGCCGAAGAGGUUAA